AUGGAAACAUCAAGUAUUAAUGAAAAAUUGUCGGAAGUUUUAAAAUUGUUUUUACUACCUAAUUAUAAUGUCGCUUCAACAACAUAUUUGGAUUUAUUAUUGACACAUAUUGCCAAUGCAAUAACCAAAUCUGAUAAUCAGUGUCAAAUAAUAAAAGAUUACAUCGAAAAGGCAUGUCAAACUUGGAUUGAUAAUAAACCAUGUCAACCAGUGACUGUAUUUACUAUAAAGUUGAUUGGAGCAAUGGGGAAAAAUGAAAACUAUUUUGAUUAUUUUAAUAAAUUAAAUAUUUAUGAUAAAGUACUCGAUAUAUUUAAUUUGAGGCAAGAUGAUUUAUCAGCAUCUGUCAAAAUGGCUUAUACUAAAAUGUUAAUUGACAUUAUUGGUCAUAGUUGUGGUAGAAAGUGGGUAAUUGAUUCAGGUGUAUGGAAAGACGUAAUAAAAUUUGCUCAAUUUAAUCACACAAUGUACGUAACACGAGAAAGUCAAAAAUUUAUUUGUCAAUUACUUAUAAAUGAAUCUCAAAAUAUUGAUUUAUGUACAGAAAUUAUUAAAAAAGUAUCCGAGCCGCUUAUUAAUGAUACCUAUGGUAUUCAAGUACACACAGCACUUGAGGAUUUAUAUUUAGACCAAACGCGAGUUCUGUCAACAACACUUAAUUUAAUAACGAGUAUUCUAGAAAAUACGUUGUUCAAUAGCCUGGACAAUACCAUUCCUAAUUUACUUUAUGACAUUGCAAAUCUCGAAGUUCGGAUCAAAGCACUACUUGAGGCUUGUAUUAGUACCAAGUUUCUCGCGAAUAUUCACAAGCUGUGGGUUUUGAUAUUUAUUAGUAAAUUAAAGUUUGGAUUUAAAACUAAUGAAAACAAUGAAAUAGUCGUUCGUCAAGAGACUUGGAAUAAAUUUCGUCUGGGUUAUUGUUAUUUACAGACUUUAUUCAUAUCCAAAAAUUACAUCACUGAGUUAAUUAGGACGAAUAAAUUUUCAUUGAUUUACUGGAAAAAAUUACAAAAUCUUCAGGCUUUUCGUACGCCAGAGACUAAACAUAAAUUUGAGCAUCAAGUCGUCGUAUCUAUGGUUACUCCAUUGUUUGUAUGUUUGAAAAAAAAUUAUAAAAAAUAUGACAUUUUUGAAAUUUUUGUUUAUAAAGUAUUUAGUAUAACCUGCCAACCGAUCCAGAGAUUGGCUUAUGAAGCACGAGAUGUCAUGCUAAAGGAAGAUUUACCCCUAGAAUUAAUCUGUAAAUCUUGUAUUGAAAUGGUGCUUGAAGUUGUCGAUUUAAUGGACAGAGAUACUGCAGUGAUACCAUUUCAAAGUAUGUGUCAUGUAUUAAAAAAUUAUGUAACAUCCGAAACCGACAGCAAUGAAAUGCAAGAUGAUGGUGAUUGUAGAGGUGAAAUACUACAGAUGUCAAAUGAAAAUUCACAUGAUACCAGUCCUAUUUUGCUGUCUGCAUUGCGUCAAAACAGUGAAAAUUGCCAGCAAGCCCAGAAUAGUAAUGGUUAUAAUCAAAUUCAACAUAUUAAUCCUCCAAAUCACCAGAGAAAUGUUGUAAGAAAGUCAAUUCUUGAUGGAGAUCCCAUAGUCGAUGCUCCUAUUUUGUUAUCAACUUUGUUACACGGAGUUGCAGUUAUGACAGAAAAGUUUCAAUUCAAAUGGUCUGAUUGCGUUGAAACCAUUUGUGUUUUAUCUUUAGCUCAAGAAGUUUUAAAUCACUCAGGAACUUCACCUAAUCUUUGUGUACGAGCAUUGAAAAUAUGUAAAUUGGCAAUAGAAAAUUUUAUGCCCCCAAAUUUGGCAUUGCUGGUGAACGGUGAGAGCCACAUGAAUAAAAUCGGACCAACUUUGUAUAAAAGAUUACACGACAGCAAUUGGGAAGUUCGUGAUAGUGCUUUGGAAGUAUUACUGGUUAUUGCCAAUAUUUCGGAGACCACGUAUCCAGCAUUCCAAGAACUUAUUCUUACAAAUAAACUUCUAUCACUGGUUACCGACAUCGCAAUGAAGGAUGGAGAGAGUUAUGUUCGAGCCUCCGCUCUUAAAUUUAUAGCUAUUGCUGUACGAAUAAAUAAUUUAUGGAAUAAAGAAUUAUCUUCAUUACAUUUAAUUGAAAGAUCAAUAGAAUUAUUCAGUGAAGAAAGUGAAGCUAUUGUUAGAAAAGAAGUCGUGAUAUUAAUAAGAGAAUUAUAUGUUUACAGACAGUGGCCAAAUACUGUACUUGAUACAAUAAAUCAUACAAUGGUGGUAGCAGCAAUUUUAGAUCUUCAUUGGGAAGUUAAAAUAAAUGCGUUGAGUUACUGGCAUGAUUUCAUAAAGUUUCAAUUAACUGAACAAGGAAUGCUAGAUGGUGAAUUUCCAAUGGUAACAUUUUCUAAAGAACACAAAAAAAUCGUCCAACUCGAUGACAAGGAAAUAAAAAAUCGAUUGGAUAAAGUUCUUCAAUACAUGGCCAAGGAAAAUUGUCUUGGAGUACUAUUAGUGACUUUGGAAGAUGAGAGUGAUUUUGAAGUAUCAAAAUGCGCUGCAGACAUAAUAAAUGAACUAAAAUGUCUGUUAUUGAAAUACAAACUAGACCAACCAACUCAAAAUAAUACUUCUUUGUACAGCAAUCCAUGUAACAGUAAAUCAAACUCCAACUGUUCAUUAAAAUCUUCAGAAUCAACCGCUAAAAAUCCUGAAAAAGAUUUAUCACAUAUAAUCGAUGACAUUAUUGAUUCAAAUGACUCAAGUUUAUUGGCGACAAUGUACAAAAAUUCUCUGAAAAUGAACGAUGACUGUGUUAACGAAAAACGCGAGGCCCUCGGUCGUAUAUCAAAAGUUACAAGAGAACAAUUUUUGUCUCACAUUCUCAACACAGAUAUUGAUGCUUAUAUUACUGAAAGACGCAACUGGUUAAAUACUUACACCGUUUCCUAUGAUUCCAUUCUAGAUGACAUUCUAACAGUUUACGCACAAACAGAUACCAUUUCAAUGGACUGCUAUUGA
Cotesia congregata is the source of this 2982-nucleotide messenger RNA. NCBI's taxonomy places the organism in Eukaryota, Metazoa, Arthropoda, Insecta, Hymenoptera, Braconidae. The record is from the annotation of a GenBank genome assembly.